AUCAAUCUUACCAUAAAAUAUUGGUUUGAACACGUGCUGCUUUCAUAGCAAAACGCACGUACAAUUUUGUGCUUUUUUCUUGCACGCAAAAGAGUUUACCGUUUGAUACUGCAAAAUUUACCAUCGUGUCGAUGAAUCCAAAAUAAAAGUCCCUAGAAAUUCUCAAAAUAAUUUUUCGACACGACUAGCUGUUCAUCUAUCGUACAAGCCUCGAGGAAUAGGAAUAGAUAGUCGUUAUGUCUGACCUGGACGACCCUCGCAUCGAGUGGUUGCGGGAUCGGACCUAUCUGGCACUGAACAUAGAGGACCUGGAGGUGUUCAAUGAGUUGAUUGGGAGGGAUGACGGAAUGUACGAGAGGAGUCUGCAGACGUAUCUGAACGAGUCCACUGAUGAGACGAAUCCCUCUAUUCUCUUCUACAAGACAAUUCGAGAGAGAACCGAGGAGUACGAAGUGGAAAUAGAAGUCGAAGGCGGCGAAACAGAUGCUGAAAAUAACGAAGAAGGAAAUGCGGAUGGAACAGAUGGUGCCAACAACACUUCAGGUCAACCUCCCGCAGGGGGCACAGAGCCGAAAGAGGACGAAGCCGACGAGGAGGACGAUGGCGCCGGAGGGGGCAAGAAGAAAAAGGGCAAGAGCAAAAAGGGAGCAGCCGAAAAGGCAAAGAAGAGCAUUGAUGGCGGGGAUGUUGGGAAGCAGAAGGUACAGGUUAAAGUUCAAGGAGAAGGUGAAGAGGGAGGCAGUGGUUCUCCCCGAGAAGGUGGCGAAGAGGGUGGUGAGAAUGGCGAGGAUGGCGUGGACGGGGAGACAAAGAAAAAGAAGACCAUAAUGGAAACACGGACUCGCAAAGUAGAGUAUACUACUCUGUAUAUGUGCGCAGAAGGGACUGAAUUUCCAGAGGACAUAGCUGAACGCAAGUGCAUUGUGUUCACUCGCAAUGGCAAGGGCAUGAUAGAACUUCCGGUGAGCAAUGAGAAGAGAGAUGUGCACAGACAUAUGGCCGGGCACUUUGAGUACUUUACCAUGCAUGGACCCUCAUUGGACACACUGAAUGACAUGCUCCAGAUGAUCUACGAGCCCCUGAUGCAGCACUAUGCACAACGAACAGGCGAGAUGCCACCUCAGUCGGCCGAAGGGGAAGACGAGGAGGAUAUGGACGAAGAGACGAAGCAAGCCCGACUCCUAGAGGCCAGGAACCGAGUACUGCUUCGAGACGACUUCGCUAUGCACUUGUCAAAAUUUCGAAAGUCUAUUACCCGAACUAUGCACCAACUUGAAGGGGAAGUCAGAUUAGAAAUCCCACAGCUGAAUGUCAACGCCGACAACAUAAACGAAAAAGUCAUGAACAAACAAGUAGUGAAACAGAUUGAAGAAGUUGUGAAGGAUUGGCAACUGCAGAUAAGCAGCGCAUUGGACGCCUUGAAAGCCAAGCAACCUGUAGGCGACGGACCUUUGGCUGAAAUUGAUUUUUGGCGCGAGAAGAAUGCCAGCUUGAGCGCUUUGAUCGAACAAGUGAAGCUUCCAGACGUUGGAGUUUUUCUACUGUUGUUGAAAAACGCCGAGAGUCCAGUUUCACAAGAAUUUGAAACUGUUAAACAGGAUUUAACGGCUGAGCAUACAGAAGCUAAAGACAACGUUCGCUUCUUGUCAACGUUAGAGCGACAUUUCAAGAAUUUGUCACAAGGCAGCAAUUUCGCAGUCGUUUUGGAUACAAUUCCUUCAAUGAUGAACGCUCUCAGGAUGGUCUGGAUCAUUUCUAGGCACUACAAUAAGGAUGACAGAAUGGUUCCUUUGAUGAAGCGCAUUGCUUGGGAACUUGCAAACCGAGUAGCUGUUGUGAUAGUUAUUAACGAGAUCUUCGACCGAAAACCUCCUGAAGUCCAAGAGAUGGCAAGCGAGGCCAUCAAAACCCUUGAACUUUGGAAUGCUUCGUAUCUGGAGGUCAGGAGCCGAAUUGAGCAGUCGGGACGCGAUGCUCGCUGGGAGUUUCCGAAGAAUGAAUUGUUUGGGAAGACGAACUACAUGGCCGAAAUCUGUAAGGAUCUCUCGGAAGUAGCUCAGGUGCUGCAGGAAUUCUACAACUUCUUCGGACCCGAGUUGACUGCUGUCACUGGUGACUCGAAGAAGAUUGAUGAUGUUCUUGUUCGGGUUCGCGGUCUUGUGAAGCCUAUGCAAGAGAUAUCUUUCGACGUGUUCAACCCCCAGACGAGACCUCAGUGGGCGCAAGUGAUGGAGAAAUUCAGAGGAGAGGUGAAACAGAUCGAAACUGAAGCUAAACAGUUCAUCGAUGACUCAUUUGCCAAGCUGCGUUCGGCUGAAGGAGCAUUCGACAUGUUGCUCAAUUUUAAACAUAUCAAGUCCAGGAAAGUCAUAAAUGACCAGCUUAUGCAGAAGUUCAACGACAUUCUCAUCGCAUACAUGAAAGAGGUGGAGACGAUGGACAAGAUGUUCCAGGAACAGAAGAGUGAUCCUCCGGUGAACAAAUGUCAGCCCCCCGUAGCAGGUGCGAUUGCCUGGGAGAGGAGUCUGUUCCACCGCAUCAAACACACCAUCAUCCGAUUCCAGACUGAACACGACAUGAUGAACACUGAAAUGGGAAAACAGGCUCGUGAGAAGUACCUGGCAGUGGCGAGACAGAUGAAAGAGUACGAAGACAAGAAGAGUAAAGAGUGGGUGGAACAAGUGGAGCAGCACCUGCCAUCUUUUCUCAAAAGGAACCUGCUCAAGAUGCCACUCCUCGAAGCACACGCUCUCAAGGCGCCUGGUCAUAACAACACCACGAUGACCCAUACCCUUAAUAGGACCCAAUUGGGCGCGGGCGCUGGUGAUGCGAUGCUGGAACAAACGAGCGAUGAAGACAGACACAAAGUGCAGUAUGUGGUGGACUUUGCGGACGAGCUGGGGGAGAUGAUAGCGGAGACGAAGUACAUGGAGAGUCUGGGGUUCCAGGUGCCGGAGAUAGGGCGCAACGUGGCCCUGCAGGAAGAGAAGUACAUCAAGUACGUGGACAAACUCAACAACAUGCUCAAGAGAUACCACGCCGCGGUGUCCUCUCUCAAUGACGCAGAGACUCAACUGUUGUCUGAACAUCUGAAGGAGCUAAAGAGAAUCCUGAAGCCAGGAGUGGUGCGUCUCAACUGGAACUCCCUCGGUAUUAGUGACUUCAUCCAGAAAUGCACCUCCCAAAUUGGCAAGUUCGAGUCACUCGUCAACCAGAUUCAGAAGAACUCCAGUGAUGUAGAGUCCAGACUGCACAUCAUAGAGGCAGCAAACCUAUUCAAAGUUCCCCCUCCUGGAUUUCAAGGACAGCUUCCUUUUGUUAAGGAUUUCUUCGACCACAUUGAGAAUGAGCGCUCGAAGGACGUGGAGGUACUGGUUCGCAAGUACAGAGCCAUUGGUCCCCUGCUGACUAAAAUGGAGGGUCUGGUUGUUCACACCAAUACGGGUAAAGCACCCCGACUGCAGGCCUACUAUGCCUAUUGGGAACGCAAAGUGUUCAACGCUGUAACCAAAAUGGUCGUCAACAAUCUCAGGAAGUUCACUAAACAUGUGAUGGGAAAUAGUCCCCUUUUCCAGGUGGACGCUACUCUUGUGUUGCCUGAGCUGGUUCUCAGUCCUACCCAAAAUGAAGCAAUCAAACAAGUACAAAACAACAUGCGUGACUGCCUCGACGUCGCGAAACAAUUCGUCAGAUGGAUGCGUGGAUCGUGUCUCGAGUGCCCCCCUCAAAACGUGGAAGGGGAGGAUGAGCCUGUGAUUAUCUCCUUCUACAAUGACGUGGCCUUCAACCCCGAGAUCAUGGAGAUGGCGAAUGAGGUGCAGAGUUGCUUCCAGAAGAUAUUCUCAUCUGCCCAGAAAUACCUCACGCCUUGGAAGAAGUACAAGCUGCUAUACAAAGGAGACAGACAAUCGCAGCUGGAGCGUCUGCAGUCCAAGAAGCUGACCACUCUGAUGUUUGACGAGAACCUGCAAAAGUACGUCAAUCUGGACAAGGAAAUAGACUCCAAGAUCAAGUUCAAGUUCAUCCACAGUCUCAAGUUGAACCUGGAACCCCUCGUGUUUGCCCUGCAGGACUACGCCAAGAGUUGGAUCAAUGACCUGGGGGGUCUGCUGCAUGAACAGUGCAAGACGCAGAUGGAUGAAUUGAAGGCAGAUUUGGAUCAACUGGACAUGGACCUCAAGAAGUCUCCAAAUGAGCUUGAGGAUUUGAAAUUUGUUUUGGCCACUAUCGGCAAGAUCAAAGACAUCUCACUGGAUGUAGAGAUGAAGAUCGGCGACAUCCAAGAGGCGUACAGGACCCUGGACAUGUAUAAGAUAGAAGUGCCCCAGGAUGAAAUGAUUUUGCAGAGAAGCAUCAGAGACCAAUGGGAGGAACUGCAGAUGGAGGGAAAAAGAAUCGAUGCCAGACUGGUUCCGACGAAGAGGAAGUUCACGCAGAUCACCCAGCAGGACAUUGAGAAGUUCGGACAGAAGCUGGCAGACUUUCAGCAGAGGUUCCAGCUAGAGGGACCCGGCGCCGUCGGAAACGACCUGGACAAAGGUCUGCAACUUCUUGGAACUUAUCAGAAAGAGUUGGAAGAGUUCGACGCGGAGCGACAGGAGCUGGCGAAUGCGGAGAAGUUGUUUGAUCUGCCCAUCACCGCCUACCCUCAAAUGCUGGAAGUGCAGAAACAGAUGAAAGGCAUGCAGCAGAUCUACCAGAUCUUCAAGAACCAGAAGGUAGCGAGAGAGGAGUGGGCUCAGACUCUGUGGGUGAAUCUGAACAUUGAGCAGCUGCAGAAGGGCAUCGAGGACUUCAUCCGGGAGCUGAAGAGACUCCCGAGGGACGUGAAAGGGUUGGCAGUGGCGGCUACAGUCGAGGGAAAGAUGAAAGAAUUCAAGGACUCCAUUCCACUGUUCGCCGACUUGAAGAACGAAGCCUUGAGAGAGAGACAUUGGAAAGAUUUGAUGGACAAGACGGGCAAGAAGUUCGACAUGAACCCGGACACUUUCACUCUUCAGAACCUGUUUGCGAUGGAGCUGCACAACUACACGGAGACCAUAGGAGACAUUGUGGGCAUGGCUAUGAAGGAACUCAGCAUCGAAAAGGGUGUGAAAGAAGUUGUUGAGACGUGGGAGGGCAUGAAGUUCACCAUCAUUAAGUACAUGAAGGGAACAGUGGAAAGAGGGUCCAUUUUGGGACCAUGUGACGAGAUCCUCCAGAUUCUAGACGACAAUGCUAUGAAUCUACAGAGCAUGUCCGCUUCCAGGUUCAUCGGCCCAUUUCUAACACAGGUGCAAAACUGGGAGAAGAGUUUAUCUCACAUUGGGGAAGUGAUUGAGAUAUGGCUGGUGGUGCAGAGAAAGUGGAUGUACCUCGAGGGCAUCUUCAUCGGGGGAGACAUCCGCGCCCAACUCCCAGACGAGGCCAGGAAGUUCGACAUCAUCAAUGGGAAAUUCAAAGGGAUCAUGAGUGACACUGUUGCCAAUCCUAAGAUCAAAGACGCAUGUCAUGCCGACAAUCGUCUGCAAGACCUGGAGAUGCUGAGUGAAGGUCUGGAAAGGUGUCAGAAGUCUUUGAAUGACUACUUGGACUCGAAGAGGAACGCUUUCCCGAGGUUCUUUUUCAUAUCGGACGACGAGUUGCUGUCUAUUCUGGGAAGCAGCGAUCCUAGCUGCGUGCAAGAGCAUAUGAUCAAGAUGUACGACAACGUCUCCAGCCUUCGUUUUGACACCGGCAACAACGGAGAGAAUGUUGCGGGGGCGAUGGUGUCGGCGGAGAAAGAAGUUAUGGAGUUCCGAUCUCCCAUCCCCACCGAGGGAAGAGUAGAAGAGUGGAUGACUGCUGUUCUCAUUGAGAUGAGGCGAUCUAACCGACUCAUCACGAAGGAGGCUGUGUACAAGUACUGUGAGGACAGGUCAAGGGUGGAGUGGAUGUUAAUGUACCAAGGCAUGGUAGUUCUGGCAACCAACCAGAUCUGGUGGACAUGGGAGGUGGAAGACGUUUUCCAGAAGGUCAAGAAAGGUCACAAACUAGCCCUGAAGCAGUACGCACAGAAACUCACCAAACAACUUGAUGACUUGGUCGUGAAGGUCAGGUCGCCCCUGGAUAGAAAUGACCGAGCCAAAUUCAACACAGUGCUGAUUAUCGAAGUGCACGCCAGAGAUAUUGUAGACAGUUUCGUUAGGGAUAGUAUCAUGGACGCGAAAGAGUUCAAGUGGGAGAGUCAGCUUCGGUUCUACUGGACGAAGGACGACGAUGAAUUAUUCAUCCAGCAGUGCACUGGCACCUUCGGGUAUGGAUACGAAUACAUGGGACUUAACGGACGACUGGUCAUCACUCCUCUCACCGAUCGAAUCUACUUAACUCUAACUCAGGCUCUCAAUAUGUACCUCGGUGGAGCUCCGGCUGGUCCUGCGGGAACUGGAAAAACUGAGACAACUAAAGACUUGGCGAAAGCACUCGGCUUGCUUUGUGUCGUCACAAACUGCGGUGAGGGAAUGGAUUUCAAAGCAGUCGGGAAAAUCUUCUCGGGUCUGGCGCAGUGCGGUGCUUGGGGAUGUUUUGACGAGUUCAACCGGAUUGAGGCGGCGGUGUUGUCGGUUAUCUCAACCCAGAUCAAAGUUAUCCAGACUGCUCUGAUCAACAAAGCGGCUCGAUUCAAUUUCGAGGGAACUGAGAUUUCACUCGAUCCAAGAAUUGGUAUCUUCAUCACUAUGAACCCUGGUUACGCAGGCAGGACUGAGUUGCCUGAGUCGGUGAAGGCACUGUUCCGUCCAGUGGUGGUGAUUGUGCCAGACUUGACCCAGAUCUGCGAGAUCAUGUUGCUGUCCGAGGGAUUCCUCGUCGCCAGGGUUCUGGCGACUAAGAUGACGGUGCUGUACAAGCUGGCCAAGGAGCAGUUGUCCAAACAGCAUCACUACGACUUCGGACUGCGUGCUCUGAAGAGUGUGUUGGUGAUGGCGGGAGAACUGAAGAGGGGCUCCCCUGACCUCACUGAAGACAUUGUACUCAUGAGGGCCCUCAGGGACAUGAACAUGCCUAAGUUCGUGUACGAGGACGUACCUCUGUUUCUGGGUCUGAUCAAUGACUUGUUCCCUGGACUGGACUGUCCCCGAGUGAGGUAUCCCUCGUUCAAUGAUGCAGUGGAGGCAGUACUUGCCGAGAAUAGAUACGUCCUCAUGGAGACACAGGUUGACAAAGUAGUCCAAAUGUACGAGACUAUGAUGACACGUCAUACAACAAUGAUAGUGGGUCCCACUUGUGGAGGAAAGUCUGUGGUGAUCAACACUCUCUGCCAGUCUCAGACCAAACUAAACAUCCCCACCAAAGUGCACAUUAUGAAUGCCAAAGCCCAGAGUGUGAUUGAGCUGUAUGGUAUCCUGGACCCGACGACGAGAGACUGGACAGACGGACUGCUGUCCAACGUGUUCCGAGAGAUCAACAGACCCACUGAUAAGAAUGAGAGGAAGUACAUCCUGUUCGAUGGGGACGUAGACGCUCUCUGGGUGGAGAACAUGAACAGUGUCAUGGACGACAACAAACUACUUACCCUCGCAAACGGAGAACGAAUCAGGUUGCAAAAACACUGUGCGCUGCUCUUCGAAGUCGGCGAUCUCCAGUAUGCCUCACCAGCUACCGUUUCACGAUGUGGUAUGGUUUUUGUGGACCCUAAGAAUCUGAGAUACGAUCCCUAUUGGCGACGAUGGGUUGAUGCCCGGCCGAACCCCGCUGAAAAAGAAGACCUUGACCGAUUUUAUGACAAAUAUGUACCAGGCUUGAUCCAGUUCAUAAUAGAGGGAAUUGUUGAUGGUCGUCAAGGAGAGCCCAUUAAGCCGAUAAUUCCAUUGACCGACUUGAACUUGGUCAUACAAUUAUGUCAAAUGUUAGAUGCAAUUGUGCCUAAGGAUGUUCAGGAUCCAUCUGAGCUUGAAAUGUACUUUGUGGAGGCGCUUUACUGGUCCAUGGGAGGCGCUUUGAUGGAAGCCGGCCGAGAGAAGUUUGACAACCAGAUGAAAUACAUGGCAGCGAUGCCAGUCAACACUGACGAAAAGAAGUAUGCGGGACCAGGAGAAUUACCAGGUGUUAUCUCGACUGUGUACGAGUACCACUUCCACCCUGAGAAAAGGAAGUGGGUUCCGUGGAGUGAACUGGUGCCCAAGUACAUCCAUGACCACAAUGUGCGCUUCAACAACAUUCUAGUCCCAACCUCAGACACCGUCAGAUCCACUUGGCUACUGGACGUCAAUUCUAAAAUCAAGCGACCGACUUUGUUCGUUGGCGAAUCAGGAACGAGUAAGACUGCCACGACUCAAGCGUGGUUGAAGACUCUGGACACCGACUCACAUCUGCUGUUGAACAUUAACUUCAGCUCGAGGACUACCAGCAUGGACGUGCAGAGGAACAUGGAGGCCAAUGUAGAGAAGAGGACAAAGGAUUCCUAUGGGCCCCCGCCUGGGAAGAGACUGAUGGUAUUCAUAGAUGACAUGAACAUGCCUCAGGUCGACACUUAUGGUACUCAGCAGCCGAUUGCUCUUUUGAAGCUGCUUGUGGAGAAGGGAUUCAUGUACGACAGAGGAAAGGACCUCAACCUAAAGAACUUCCGUGACAUAUCCUACCUAGCCGCAAUGGGAAAACCUGGAGGUGGUCGUAAUGAGGUGGAUCCUCGAUUCAUCACCCUCUUUAACGUCUUCAACAUCACAUUCCCCUCGGACGAUGCCCUCCGUAGGAUCUACCUCUCAAUCUUGGACGGACACCUCCAGAAUUUCUCUGAGGAUAUCCAAAGUUGCGCGGGAAAAAUCACAGAAAGCACGAUGGCUAUAUACAAAUUAGUAAUCAACAGCCUCCCCCCAACCCCCUCCAAGUUCCACUACAUAUUCAAUCUGAGAGAUUUGUCCAGAAUUUAUCACGGGCUGUGUCAAAUCACAAGCGAAAAGUUCACUACGAAGGAACAAUUUGUGCGAGUGUGGCGCAAUGAGUGCAUGCGAGUGUACUACGACAGACUGAUAAACGAACACGACAAAGAGAUAGUCGGAGGACUGAUCAAGGCCCAAAUAGAGGAGAACUUCAAGUCCAGUCUCGACUACGCCAUCAAGGAUCCCAUCCUCUUCGGAGACUACAUGACUGCUCUGGACGAGGGAGAGCCCAGACUCUACCAGGACGUCCAAGAUUUCGAUUCAUCGAAAGCAGUUUUCCAAUCAUUACUCGAGGAGUACAAUGAACAAUACACUACCAUGAACCUGGUCUUGUUCGACGAUGCCCUGGAACACUUGACCAGGAUCCACAGAGUCAUCCGGAUGGACCAGGGACACGCCCUCCUAGUUGGAGUGGGAGGGUCCGGAAAACAGUCUUUGUCUAGACUAGCUGCUUUCACAGCAGGUUGUCAGGUGUUUGAGAUCACUUUGAGCAGAGGGUACGAUGAGAGCAACUUCAGAGAGGACCUCAAGAUUCUGUACCAGAAGUUGGGCCAGGAGGACAAGAAGAUGAUGUUCCUCUUCACAGAUGGACACGUCGCACAAGAGGGAUUUCUCGAACUGAUCAACAACAUGCUUACAACUGGCAUGGUUCCGGCGCUGUUUGCGGAUGACGAGAAAGAAGCUAUUGUUGGCAACUGUCGCGCAGAAGCACAGUCCAACGGAGUCCCGCCAGUGAAGGAAAUGAUCUGGCAGUACUUCGUGUCCAAGUGCAGCAACAACCUGCACAUUGUCCUCGCGAUGUCACCGGUCGGAGAUACCUUGCGAACCCGGUGUCGAAACUUCCCAGGACUUGUGAACAAUACCAGCAUCGAUUGGUUCCAACCGUGGCCCAAACAGGCCCUGCAUGCUGUGGCUACUGUCUUCUUGAACCAGAACAACAACUUAAUUGUUGAAGAUAUGUUUCCGAAAGUGGUUGAACAUGUAGUUACCACGCACUUGAGUUUGACAGAUUACAGUGCAAGGUUCUUGGCGCGACUUAGGAGACCCAAUUACGUGACUCCCAAGAAUUAUCUGGAUUACAUUUCAUCGUACACGAGACUGUUGAUUGACAAGGACAAGCUGGUUGUCGGACAGUGUGAACGUCUUGAGUCUGGUAUGGCUAAGAUCAAAGAGGCGAGAGAGCAGCUGGCGGUACUGAGUGAGAAGCUGGACACUCAGAAGGUCAUUCUGGAGCGGAAGACGAAAGAGUGCGAUGAGCUGGUGGGCACCAUUGAGACUAGUACUGAGACUGCCAACGUGAAGAAGGCUUCGGCAGAAGUGGCCGCCAAGGAGAUCGAGAAGCAGAGCAAAGUCAUCGCCGUCGAAAAGAAAGGAGCAGAGGAUGCGCUGGCUGAAGCACUGCCUGCCUUGGAAGCAGCCAGACUGGCACUGGACGACCUGGACAAGAAUGACGUCACCGAGAUCCGUUCGUUCGCCAAGCCCCCCAAAGCAGUGCAGAGUGUGUGUGAGUGUGUAGUUGUGGUGCGUAACAUCAAAGAGAUCUCGUGGAAAAGUGCCAAAGCCAUGAUGUCCGAUCCAAACUUCCUGAUGUCUUUGAAAACGAUGGAUGUGGACGCCAUCACUGGAAACCAGAUGAAAACAGUGAAAGCGACUCUGAAAACGAUGGACACUUCAUACGACGAGAUGAAGCAGAUCUCGAAGGCGGGUGCAGGGUUGUACAAGUUCGUCACGGCUGUCAUCGGCUACUGCGAAGUGGCCAGGGAGAUCAAGCCAAAGCGAGACCUGGUGGCCAACCUGGAGAAGGAGUUUGCACAGGCCAAACGCAGUCUGGACAAAACUGAGAAAGAGGUGAAAACAUUGCAAGAUCAAUUAGAGAAGUUGGGUGCACAAUACAAGGAAGCGAUGGCUGAAAAGGAGGCUCUGAAGGAAGAGGCCGAUCUAAUGCAGCGUCGACUGAUAGCCGCUGAUAAACUGAUCAGUGGGUUGUCGAGCGAGAACGAACGAUGGACUAAGGACUUAGCGGAUUUGAAAGUGAAACGAGUGAAACUUCUGGGCGACUGUCUGCUGGGCGCUGCCUUCCUCAGUUACCUGGGAGCAUUCAAUGUGGACUUCAGGAACGAAGCGUUCGAAGAGGACUGGCAGCAGAAGAUCAGAGAAGCCGACAUUCCGAUGACUGAGCCGUUCAAACUGGAGGAGCUCCUCACGGAUGAUGUAGAAAUCAGCAAGUGGAACUCUGAAGGUCUCCCACCGGAUGAGCUUUCGAUCCAGAACGGAAUCCUGACCACACAGGCCAGCCGAUUCCCCUACUGCAUUGAUCCCCAGGAACAAGCGAUCAGCUGGAUCAAGAGCAAGGAGGCAGACCACAACCUCAAGAUAUGCACCAUGAACGACCCCGACUUCCUGAAACACCUAGAGAUGUCCAUCAAAUACGGGUUCCCCUUUCUCUUCAAGGACUGCGAUGAGUACCUGGAUCCAGUCAUCGAUAAUGUACUGGAAAAGAAUAUUAAAGGAGCGUCUGGUCGGGAGUUUAUCAUGCUGGGCGACAAAGAAGUUGACUAUGACCCGAACUUCAGACUGUAUUUAACUAGCAAACUGCCCAACCCCAAACUCACCCCCUCACACUUCGGAAAGAGCAUGGUCAUCAACUACCAGGUAACCCUGAAAGGACUGGAGGACCAGUUGCUAAGUGUGAUUGUGGGCUUCGAACGGAAGGAGUUGGAGGAGAACAGAGAGAGACUGAUCCAAGAGACAAGCCAAAACAAAAAACUCCUGAAGGAUCUGGAGGAUGCCCUUUUGAGAGAACUGGCGACUUCCACUGGAAACAUGUUGGAUAACGUAGAGUUAGUCCAGACUCUGGAAGAGACGAAGACUAAGGCGACUGAAGUGAUGGACAAACUGACUGAGGCUGUGAGGACCUCAGCCGAUAUUGAGAAAUUGAGAGAUGGCUACAGACCAGCUGCAAAAAGAGGUGCGAUUUUGUUCUUCGUGCUGUCGGACAUGGCGACAGUGAACCCCAUGUACCAGUACUCUCUGGCUAAUUAUCUGGAAGUGUUCAAAAUAUCCCUGAAGAAGAGUAUCCCUGACUCCAUUCUGGAGAAACGACUCAGAAACAUCAUUGACACCCUCACCUAUAACGUCUAUAACUAUGCCUGCACAGGUCUGUUUGAGAAGCACAAGCUGCUUUACUCGUUCCAGAUGACAGUUCAGAUUGAGCUGAACGAGGGUAAAGUGAACCAAGAAGAGCUCAACUUCUUCAUCAAGGGAAACAUUUCACUCGAGAAGAGCAAACGCGCCAAAACUCACAAGUGGCUUCCCGACCAGGGCUGGGAAGACAUCAUCAAACUGGGCGAGGUAUUCCCGGAAGACUUCGGGGGACUCGUAGAUGACGUCGAACGCAACGGCAAAAAAUGGCAGCAGUGGUAUGAGCUGGAGACGCCUGAGAGGAGUGGGUUCCCUGUGCAGUCCUACAAUGGACUGAGCUUGAUCCGGAAACUGCUGCUGCUGAGGUGCUUCCGGGUAGACAGGGUUUUCAGGGCGAUGCAGGACUACGUCUCAGAGACCAUGGGUGAAAAGUACAAUAAGCCUCCUGUGAUCAACUUCAAGGCCAUAUUUGAAACGAGUUCGCCCAAUGUUCCCAUCGUGUUCAUCCUCAGUCCGGGAACAGAGCCAGCUAAUGACCUGAUGAAGUUGGCUGACGUGGUUGGCAUGGGAACCAGCAAACUCAAAAUGCUCGCCAUGGGUCAAGGCCAAGAAAAGAAUGCACUGACGUUGUUGGAGCAGUGUGUUGCGCGUGGGAUGUGGCUGCUGCUGCAGAACUGUCACUUGCUCGUCAAGUGGCUCAGAGACCUGGAAAAGGCCCUGGAGAAGAUCACGAAGCCCCACCCCGAGUUCAGACUGUGGCUCACCACCGACCCCACACCUGACUUUCCAAUCGGAAUUCUGCAGAGGUCUAUGAAGGUGGUGACUGAGCCUCCGAAUGGCCUCAUGUUGAAUCUGAGGAGCACCUUCUUCAAGAUCCCGCACGGCUCUUUCUCCGACUCGAUCCACGACUCGUUCGGACCCCUCGUGUUUGUGCUCGCCUUCUUCCACGCGGUGGUGCAGGAGAGGAGGAAGUACGGCAAAGUGGGCUGGAACAUCCCCUACGACUUCAACGAGAGUGACUUCCAAGUCUGCAUGCAGAUUGUUGACACAUACCUAACCAAGGCCGCGGAGCAGGGAGACACUAAGUUGCCAUGGAACAGUCUGAAAUACCUGAUUGGGGAGGUGAUGUACGGAGGAAGGGCUAUAGACUCGUUCGACCGCAGAAUCCUCAACACAUACAUGGACGAAUACAUGGGUGACUUCAUAUUCGACACUUUCCAGCCUUUCCACUUUUUCCACAACUCAGAGAUAGACUACUACAUCCCGCAACCGGGCGAAAAGGGGGAGAGACCGACUAAGGAGACCUACACGGAUUACAUUGACACUCUGCCCAUCAGCAACACUCCCGAAGUGUUCGGACUGCAUCUGAAUGCAGAGAUAGGCUACUACACGCAACAGGCGAAGGAUGUUUGGACUCAACUCAUCGAGAUGCAACCUCAAACUGGCGACACUGGCGCAGGCAUCAGUCGGGAGGAGUUCAUUGGCAACAUAGCUCAGGAUGUUGUGAGCAAACUGCCCACCCCCUACGACCUGGACAAGAUCCGGAAGAAGUACGGACUGGAUGUGACACCUACCACAGUGGUGCUUCUACAGGAGAUAGAGAGAUUCAACAAACUCAUCAACCGCAUGGAGAGGUCCCUCAAAGAACUGAAGAGGGCACUGGCUGGUGAAGUGGGUAUGAGCGCGGAGCUGGAUGAGGUUUCGAGGGCCCUAUUCAACGGACAGAUCCCCGGAAUUUGGAGGAAGCUGGCACCCGCCACCCUCAAAACACUGGCCAACUGGAUGCUACAUUUCCUCGCUAGACACGACCAGUACAUGAAAUGGAUCAGCGACGGGGAGCCAGCAGUGAUGUGGUUGUCUGGUCUGCACAUUCCAGAGUCUUACUUGACAGCUCUGGUGCAGGCCACCUGCAGGAAGAACGGAUGGCCCCUGGACAGGUCAACUCUCUACACCCAGGUCACUCACUGGGCAGACGCCGACGAGGUCACCGAGCGGGCACAUCAAGGUUGUUUUGUGUCCGGUCUGUUCCUGGAAGGUGCUGCAUGGGACAAGAACAAUGCCUGUCUGAUCAAGCAGAAGCCCAAGGAACUCAUCGUGGAUCUGCCUAUCCUCAAGGUCAUCCCCAUCGAAGCACACAAACUCAAACUACAGAACACGUUCCGUACCCCUGUGUACACGACGUCUCAGAGGAGAAAUGCGAUGGGAGUUGGAUUAGUGUUCGAGGCUGACCUGUCAACCACCGAACACGUGUCACACUGGACCCUGCAGGGCGUCUGUCUCGUGCUUAACACCGACUAGACACCACGACACGACAUUCCUUACUUGAGAUGAAAAUCAAAUAUGACACAAAUGAAUGAAAAUUAAUAAAAGCACGGCUCCUUUUCCUUUUCCCCCACCUGCGAGUUUUUCUAAAUGAUUUUUUUUUCUCAUUGUCGAAUUAUAAAAAUUGACACGCGGACUAAAUACGCCAUGAGAAACUUUUUUAGUCUUCAUAUUUAACCCUGUAAGCCCAUUUAUUACACCAUAAAACAGAUGCUCGUGCGUGGGGGAGGAAAAAGAGCCAAAAGUAUUAAUGGUGAAAAUUCAGAUCGCAAAACUAAGCAAAAUGACUAUAAAACAUGAAAAUUGUAAAUUUAAAAAGUUGUACAUCUGUCAAUUUACUGUAAAUAAACCUGCAUCAUCA
This is a messenger RNA of Symsagittifera roscoffensis, 14718 nucleotides long. RefSeq names its product dynein axonemal heavy chain 10-like. Gene Ontology annotation, biological process: cilium movement involved in cell motility. NCBI's taxonomy places the organism in Eukaryota, Metazoa, Xenacoelomorpha, Acoela, Convolutidae. The record is from RefSeq and is a predicted model, not a curated record. The coding region runs from base 237 to 14333 and encodes 4698 amino acids. The transcript has 64 exons. Gene Ontology annotation, molecular function: ATP binding; dynein light intermediate chain binding; minus-end-directed microtubule motor activity. Gene Ontology annotation, cellular component: 9+2 motile cilium; dynein complex.